This is a messenger RNA of Epinephelus moara (kelp grouper), 1859 nucleotides long. RefSeq names its product galactokinase 2 (gene galk2). The transcript has 10 exons. The record is from RefSeq and is a predicted model, not a curated record. Gene Ontology annotation, molecular function: galactokinase activity; ATP binding. Gene Ontology annotation, cellular component: cytoplasm; cytosol. The coding region runs from base 240 to 1616 and encodes 458 amino acids. Lineage: Eukaryota; Metazoa; Chordata; Actinopteri; Perciformes; Serranidae. Gene Ontology annotation, biological process: carbohydrate phosphorylation; galactose metabolic process.
CGUGUUUUCGCCGCCACAGCCUGAACUGUUUCAGAGUCAGCUCCUCUGUUACAAGCAGGAACUUAACACGUCUAAACUGAGCCGAACUCAUGUUUUAAGAACUGACCGCAGGUCAGCGGGCUCGGUGUCCCGGAUCCUCUUGUGACAGUCAGCUGAUCGCGUCCAGGACCUGCAGAAAGCUGUGAGCUCUCCUGUCUGACAACAAGAAGUCCAGGCGUAGUUACUUUUAACAGGUAGAAAUGGCCACAAACCCACCCAAGUUAAAGGUCGCGAUUGGCGCUAAUGAAAGGCUGCAAAACCUGAAAAAUACUUUUGAAACAAAGUAUGGAGAAUCUCCUCUCUUCUAUGCAUGUGCACCCGGAAGAGUCAACCUAAUAGGAGAGCACAUCGACUACUGUGGCUACUCUGUCCUUCCGAUGGCCAUUGAGCCAAACAUCCUGGCAGCUGUCUCAGUGAACUCUUCAGGGAAAAUCACUCUGGCCAACACAAAUCAUCAGUACAAGGAUUUCACCGUGUCGUGUUCAGAGGACAUCGCCAUAGACAGAGAGAACCCAAAGUGGCAUUAUUACUUUCUCUGUGGAGUAAAAGGUAUUCAGGAGAAGUUUGGGAUCACUCCUUUAGCCGGGAUGUCCUGUGUCGUAGAUGGGACCAUUCCUCCGAGCUCCGGCCUCUCCAGCUCUAGUGCCUUAGUUUGUUGUGCAGGGCUUGUAACAAUGGAGGCAAAUCAGAAGUCACUCACAAAGGUGACACUGGCUGAGAUAUGUGCCAAAAGUGAGCGCUACAUUGGCACAGAGGGAGGCGGCAUGGACCAGUCUAUCUCAUUCCUGGCAGAGAGAGGAACUGCAAAGCUGAUCGACUUCCAGCCUCUGCGAGCCACUGAUGUCAAGCUCCCAGAUGGGGCUGUGUUUGUGAUCUCCAACUGCUGCGUGGAGAUGAACAAAGCUGCUUCUUCUCACUUUAACAUCCGUGUGGUGGAGUGUCGAAUCGCCACAAAGAUGCUGGCCCAGGCGCGAGGUCUGGACUCGAGCAGCUUGUUGAAGCUGGUGCAGGUUCAGACGGAGCUGAAGGCCUCCCUGGAGGAGAUGCUGGCUCUGGUGGAUGAGGUGUUGCAUCCUGAGCCGUACAGCCGAGAGGAGAUCUGCAAGGCGCUGGGCAUCACCUCCGAGCAGUUUUCCACAGAGCUGCUGAGCGCCAACACUCAGCACGUGACACAAUUUAAGCUCUACCAGCGAGCCAAGCACGUGUACGGUGAAGCCGCACGGGUGCUGCGGUUUAAGAGUGUGUGUGACUCUGCGCCGUCCGACUCCAUACAGCUACUGGGAGACCUGAUGAACCAGAGCCAUGAAAGCUGCAGAGACCUGUAUGAGUGCAGCUGCCCUGAACUGGAUCAACUGGUGGACAUCUGUCUGAAGUCGGGGGCAGUGGGCUCCCGGCUGACAGGAGCAGGUUGGGGUGGCUGUGCCGUCUCCAUGGUUCCCGAAGAGAAGGUGGCGUCUUUCUUACAGGCAGUGAGCGAGGCCUACUACCGCCCUGAUCCACGCAGAGCAGCGAUGGAAAAACAGAGUUUGUUUGUGUCAAAGCCGGGCGGGGGAGCUGCAAUUUUCCUCAAGGAGUGAAAUGCAUCAUCCAUGUCUGUUUAUACAGCAAUUAUUCAUUCAAAUACACUGCAGCUCUGGGGAAACAAAUGACGCAUGUUUACACAGACUCUUGAUUCUGAAGUCAAAUGCAAAUCUCUCUUUGUUUUUACAUUUUACCUCUUUACAGAGUAUUCUGGAAUGUAAGUGAUGAAAAAGGGAAUAUGUUUUUUUGUGUCUUAAAUCAUGAAGGCUUUUGUAAUAAAUUGAUUUUGUACUGUACAA